Phyllotreta striolata is the source of this 323-nucleotide messenger RNA. NCBI's taxonomy places the organism in Eukaryota, Metazoa, Arthropoda, Insecta, Coleoptera, Chrysomelidae. The record is from the annotation of a GenBank genome assembly.
AUGGUAGUGCGUUUACUAAUGUUCUUGAGUGAUUUUGUUAAUUUUCUGCAAAUAAAGUGUAGAACCGAAAGACCAACAAAAAAAAAGAAAAAAAAAAGAAAACGAAAGAUCCGAGCACCGGAGGAACAUCUCGCCGGCACCUGAUGAUUUGCGAGCCGAAGAAUUCUUCGGCCCCGGCGGUGAGCCCCUCCCUCUCACCAAUAGCCGGCGAGUCACUGGAAGAUGGCCAAGAUGCCCCGGUGGUGGGGCCGAGUGCUAUCGUAACUGCAGUUGUCUCCUUAGCCACCACGAGUGCAAAUACAGAAAGAUGGCACAAGUACUAA